Messenger RNA from Acytostelium subglobosum LB1, 759 nucleotides. RefSeq lists its product as hypothetical. The transcript is spliced from 6 exons. The record is from RefSeq and is a predicted model, not a curated record. Gene Ontology annotation, biological process: intracellular signal transduction. Lineage: Eukaryota; Evosea; Eumycetozoa; Acytosteliales; Acytosteliaceae. Gene Ontology annotation, molecular function: guanyl-nucleotide exchange factor activity. The coding region runs from base 1 to 759 and encodes 252 amino acids.
AUGGGAAACCAACCAACCAAGACUGGUAGCUUGGGCGAGGGAACAAGUGGCACGCCGGGAAGUCCAUCGGAACAACAGAACAAGAAGAGAGAGCAGAUAUUGGAAGAGUUGGUAAAGACUGAGAGAACUUAUACCAACUAUCUAUCGGUGAUUGAUGAGGUGUUCAGUCAACCGAUGCUCAAACGUAAUGUGAUUGGCAAAGAGAAUCACAAGGAGUUGUUCUCAAGUAUAGAUCCCAUCAUUGCAUUCCAUCGUGACUUCUUCCAAGAGUUGGCAAUAUGUUACAACUCAUUCUCAUGGGAUGCUGCCAUUCAAUCAUCACAGGUUUCAAUGGAUGAUGGUGCAAGUGGAAGUGGCAAAUCCAAGCAGAUCAUCAACAACAACAACAAGAAGAAGAAUCAGAAUCAUGUCUCACUUGAGGCAUCCAUUGACUUCACAGACAUAUUCAACAAGCAUAAAUCAUCAGUGGCUAGCUUUCUCGAGAAAGCAAGAGCAGAUCCUCAAUGUAAUGGACAAGACCUGAGUUCUUUACUCAUCAUGCCAGUCCAACGACUUCCAAGAUAUGUAUUAUUGCUCAAUGAGUUGUUAAAGAAUACACCACCAGGACAUAGGAAUGUCAAGAUACUUGAGUUCUGUAUUAAUGGAAUCAAGAGUGUCACUCAGUUCAUCAAUGAGGCCAAGAGGGAUGAUGAGAACCUUAGCAAGAUGCAAGAGUUCCAAGAGACUCUAAUUGACAAAGUGUGCACUGAUGAUGAGUGA